AUGGAUUCGACAUACGAAAGCUUAUCUGAAGAGGAUUAUUCCAAAAACCUCUCUGAUUUUGCAUUAAAAACUGGUACUAAAAAAAUUGGAGGGCCCUUUUCUGAAUCAAAUUUUGAAAGUCUUGAAUUACAAUCUGCAACUGCUUUAAUAUUCUCAUUAAUAUCAUGGUCUACACUUUACUUUAUAACAAUCGCCUCAUUAAAUCGUACUCCAGAAUUCUGCACAAGGGUUGUAACUUUAAUACAUGGCCUAAUGACUACAGCCAUGGGAUCUUAUGUUUGUAAAAUGAAAAUGGAAGAUAAAAUAGAAGAAUUAUCAAUCCUGCCCAAUUUUGUGCUCGUGAAUAGCUGGGGAUACUUUGCAUUUGAUCUAAUAUGGUGUCUUUGGUAUCAAACAGAAACCAAAUUAAUGAUAAUUCACCACAUUUAUUCUGUUUAUGCGCUUGCAAGAAUGUUAUAUUUAACACCUUGGGUGCCAACAGCUUGCUGUGGUCUUGGAGCAAUGGAGUUUACGAACCCUCUUUUACAAGCACGAUGGUGA
Ctenocephalides felis (cat flea) is the source of this 540-nucleotide messenger RNA. RefSeq names its product transmembrane protein 136-like. The coding region runs from base 1 to 540 and encodes 179 amino acids. The transcript is spliced from 2 exons. Gene Ontology annotation, cellular component: membrane. Lineage: Eukaryota; Metazoa; Arthropoda; Insecta; Siphonaptera; Pulicidae. The record is from RefSeq and is a predicted model, not a curated record.